CUUCCCCGGACUCUCCUCGUCGUUCUGCCCGUCCGCGAUGUUCCAAUGUCCUCGUGGACUAGGAUACUCUCCUGCGCCAGUCGCCUGCGCUCCAGGCUCUCGGGCCUCCAGGCCGUUGCGAUUGGCGCUCUAAUCAGCCUCUGCUACCUCUUCUAUACCUUCGCUGUACCCCAGCUGCAUAGGUUGCAUUUCCACACAGACCUGAGUUGGUAUGACAUGGGAUUGUAUGGGUUUGGGCCGUCGCAAAGCUAUGUCUCCUUCGAUUAUGAUUCUCCCCUGGUACAGAUCUCAGAAUGGGAGUCUGGAUGCGACCAGCGGUAUACCUUUUUUGCGCCCAGGGGGGACUCCGUCGCCCAGCCGGGCCCCAUGAUACUCGACUCCAAGGGAGAAUUGGUGUGGAUGAAGCACAACUGGGAGGUAACCCAGGACUUCAAGGUUCAACGCUACCAGGACACUGAUUAUCUGACCUACUGGGAGGGGGGUGAAACUGAGGGCCGGGGUUAUGGGUCGUGGUACAUGCUGGAUUCCACGUAUACCCAGCGGUAUGUGAUAACUCCCGUUGGGAACUACGGUGGCGAUCUCCACGAAUUUCAGAUCACUCCCGAAGGAACGGCUCUCGUGACGAUUUAUGACCCGGUGCCGGCCGACUUAACAUCGAUCGGAGGCCCCGAGCUGGGUUGGAUAUAUGAUGGCCUCUUCCAGGAAAUUGACAUUGCCACUGGUGAACUCGUCUUCGAAUGGCGCGCAUCCGAACAUUACCCCAUCAACAGCACCUAUGACAGCCUAAAGGAAUCAGGAAGAACGCGGGGGUAUGCCUUCGACUUCUUCCAUAUCAACAGCGUCGAUAAGGAUGAUGAUGGCAAUUACAUUGUCUCCGCACGACACACCCAUUCGGUUAGCUGUAUCGACAAGGACACUGGCGAAGUGCUGUGGACACUGGGUGGCAAAUUCAAUGAGUUUCAAGAUCUCUCGGACGGGCAGGCUACCGGUUUCGCCUGGCAACACGACGCACGCUGGCACGGCAACGGCAGCCUGACUCUCUUUGACAACGCAGCUCACUCAGCCCAUGACCCGGACCACGAAAGCCACGGAGUAGCCAUCGAACUAGAUGUUGACGCUCGCCAAGCAGCACUGCGCGCCGCCUACUACCACCCCCAAUACAUGAAGUCCGUCUCGCAGGGCAACGUACAGAUGCUAGACGACAGUGGUCGCGUUCUAGUGGAAUGGGGCCAUAAUGCGGCGUUUAGCGAGUACAGUGCGGAUGGUCAAUUGCUGUGCAAUGUCCACUUCGGGGCCUCUGCCUUCUUCGGAUUCGGGAGGGUGGUAUCCUAUCGUGCCUUCAAAGGCUCCUGGGUUGGCCGACCGCAGACAGUCCCGGAUGCCGAGGUGACGGGUGACCACGCGUAUGUGAGCUGGAACGGUGCAACCGAAGUAGUGGCAUGGAGAUUGGAAGCGUGGGAGUCGGAGGAUUUCAACGACAACUCGUUCCGUGUGGUGGCCCAGUUUGAAAAAGAUGGGUUUGAGACCGAGAUCGAGAUCCCGGAAGUUCUCCAGAGCCCGCUGUUUCGGCUUGCUGCGUUGGAUGCCGACGGGAAUGUCCUUGGCGUCACCGAGUUGCUCCAGAGGGAGCAGGGCAACAACCUCGAGCAGAUCAUGAGCCCGCACUAUUGGAUCAUCGUGAUUGCUUUUGUCAUGAGCGGAGUCGGCCUAUUCCUCGGUCUGUACACGUGCUGCGGGUGGGGUCGAUAUUUCCGCCGGUGUCGCUCUCGAACCAGUGAGUACCAACUAGUCGCUUUCAGUGAUAGCGAGGGGUCUGUUUGAAGCGUUGCUGCUCUGGGGCACUACGCCUCGGAAGGCGUGAUGUCCGCGGGUGUUCGAGGUGUUCGAGGUGUUCGAGAUGUUCUUGGCCUGUUUCCCUUCCACCAUCUUUGUUUGAGCGCAGUUCUGGAUGGAUUCUACCUGUAUAUAUUGUCUUUGCACUGUACAUAUGAUACCCGUGCUGUAAAUGUGAUUUUGC
Aspergillus heteromorphus CBS 117.55 is the source of this 2017-nucleotide messenger RNA. Its product is annotated as arylsulfotransferase family protein. The record is from RefSeq and is a predicted model, not a curated record. NCBI's taxonomy places the organism in Eukaryota, Fungi, Ascomycota, Eurotiomycetes, Eurotiales, Aspergillaceae. The transcript is spliced from 2 exons. The coding region runs from base 46 to 1821 and encodes 591 amino acids.